Cygnus atratus (black swan) is the source of this 318-nucleotide messenger RNA. It is a transcript of the gene S100A16, whose product is annotated as S100 calcium binding protein A16. The record is from RefSeq and is a predicted model, not a curated record. Gene Ontology annotation, molecular function: calcium ion binding. The transcript has 2 exons. Gene Ontology annotation, cellular component: nucleus; perinuclear region of cytoplasm. Bases 1 to 318 code for a protein of 105 amino acids. NCBI's taxonomy places the organism in Eukaryota, Metazoa, Chordata, Aves, Anseriformes, Anatidae.
AUGGCAGACUGCACAGAGCUGGAAUGGGCCAUCCAGGUGCUGGUGAACAACUUCGACAAGUACUCGAGCCGCUGCUGCUGCCGGAAGCCGCGGCGCAUCAGCAAGAAGGAUUUCCGCAAGAUGCUGAGCUGUGAGCUCAACCACAUGCUGACGGACACCGGGAACAGGCGAGCGGCUGACAAGCUCAUCUGUGACCUGGAUGAGAACAAAGAUGGGCGCAUCAGCUUCGAGGAGUACUGGACCUUGAUAGGUGGCAUCGCCAGCCCCAUCGCCCACAUCAUCCGUCAGCAGGAGCAGAGCGUCAAGCACACCAAGUAG